AUGGCCGUGAUAGUCGGCUGGAUAGCUGAGUCCGUCCAGGAGAUUUUACAGAUCUCUGGGCUGACUCUGCAGUCUUUUCUCGUCUUCUGUACGGCCUUUAUCGUGGCCUGUUUCCUCUUGAAGCCCCGCAGAAACCUGCCUCCCUACCCGGCAGGACGCGUGCCUGUUCUCGGGCACCUCCUCGCCUUGGGCCGAGCGCCACACCUCAAGCUGACGGCGUGGAGGCGGCAGUACGGGGACGUCUUCACCGUCAGGAUGGGGAUGGAAGACGUGGUGGUUCUGAACGGCUACGCUGCCGUCAAGGACGCGCUCGUGGACAGGUCCGAGCUGUUCGCCUCCAGGCCGCCAAAUUACCUUGCUGAUGCGAUGGUUGGCUUUGGAAAAGACAUAGCAUUUGCUCGCUGGGGGACCGAGUUCAGACAGAGAAAGAGGUUUGCCACCGCCGUCCUGAAGAACCUCGGGAUGAAGGGUGGAACUGGCAGCAUUGAGGAGAAAAUCCGAGAAGAGGCGAGCUGUCUCCGCAACAGGAUUGCAGAAUACAAUGGAAACCCAUCUGACAUCGCCCAUGACAUCAGAGUAGCGGCUGCAAACGUCAUCUGUUCCAUGGUGAUGGGGAAGCGCUAUGACUACAGGGACGAGACAUUCAGGGAGUUGUCAGAGGCGGUUGAGAUGGCCCAAUUUGAAUCUGGAGCUGGACAGAUCAUCAGUGUCUUCCCCUUUCUACGCUUUGUUCCUGUCGUGAAUAGAGCCGGCAUCAACGCGUUGCAAGAGGCCUUCAAGAUCCAAAAUGUGCUAAAAGGGGAGAUAUCUCGUCAUCGCGAGAACCUGGAUCGCGAGAACCCGCGAGAUUUCCUGGACUUCUGCCUGCUGGAGGUUGAGAAGCAGGAGAAGGUGGAGGGUCUGACAGAGGUGCACGUUGUGUACAUGGCGGAGGACCUCUUCUUUGCGGGAUUAAGCACAACCACCGACACACUACGCUGGAGUCUCCUCUACAUGACUCUGAACCCCAACAUCCAGAAUAAGGUGCAGCAGGAGCUUGAUGCCGUUGUUGGUGAGAGUCUGCCCACCCUGUCCCACCGUUCCCAGCUGCCCUACGUGAACGCCUGUCUGCUGGAGGUCAUGAGGAUCCGGCCCGUCGUACCUCUCACGAUCCAACACGCCCCUACAGAGACGCUCAAAGUGCGAGAAUACGACAUCCCAAAGGGAACACAGGUACUGCCGAACCUGUACUCCCUCCACAUGGACCCCGCCUACUGGCCUGAUCCGGACCGGUUUGACCCCGGAAGGUUUCUGGAUGCGGAAGGAAACGUCGUCAACAACCCUGAUUCCUUCAUGCCGUUUUCAGGAGGUCGACGCGUGUGUCUCGGGGAGCAGCUGGCCAGGAUGGAGCUGUUCCUGUUCUUCUCGACCCUGCUGCAGUCCUUUACAUUCAGGACGCCAGAGGACGCUCCUCGUCCAACCACUGAUGGUGUAUUUGGUAUAACGUUGCCGCCGCAUCCGUUUAAACUCUGUGCGAUCCCGCGUUAG
Branchiostoma belcheri (Belcher's lancelet) is the source of this 1527-nucleotide messenger RNA. Its product is annotated as cytochrome P450 2U1-like. Bases 1 to 1527 code for a protein of 508 amino acids. The transcript is spliced from 7 exons. NCBI's taxonomy places the organism in Eukaryota, Metazoa, Chordata, Leptocardii, Amphioxiformes, Branchiostomatidae. Gene Ontology annotation, cellular component: cytoplasm; intracellular membrane-bounded organelle. The record is from RefSeq and is a predicted model, not a curated record. Gene Ontology annotation, molecular function: oxidoreductase activity, acting on paired donors, with incorporation or reduction of molecular oxygen, reduced flavin or flavoprotein as one donor, and incorporation of one atom of oxygen; heme binding; iron ion binding. Gene Ontology annotation, biological process: xenobiotic metabolic process.